This is a messenger RNA of Drosophila innubila, 935 nucleotides long. It is a transcript of the gene bisc, whose product is annotated as TM2 domain-containing protein CG10795. The coding region runs from base 97 to 654 and encodes 185 amino acids. NCBI's taxonomy places the organism in Eukaryota, Metazoa, Arthropoda, Insecta, Diptera, Drosophilidae. The record is from RefSeq and is a predicted model, not a curated record. The transcript is spliced from 3 exons.
AGAAGAAGACCCGCACACAAAACAAAACAAAGCAAGAAAGAAGCUGGAAUAUAUUAAUUUUUAUUAUUAUUGCAACCGCAAACAACAUAAUUACAAAUGCUCAGGUGUGCCGUAUCGUUGCUGCUACUGCUUUCCUAUGUGGCGCUAUCGCAACCCGUUACUGUGGACUGCAACGAGCUACUAAUGGGACAAUUUAUGUGCCCCGAUCCCGAUCCCUCGAAGAAUCAUAUAGACCCCAAGACACAGCAACUGCGCGGUUGCACAAAGGAGAAUCGAGCGCGUGUGUGGUGCAUAGCCGCCAAUGAGAUCAACUGCACCGAAACUGGCAACUCAACCUUCACGCGGGAAAUGCCCUGCAAAUGGACAAAUGGCUACCACUUGGACACCACGUUGUUGCUCUCCGUCUUCCUCGGCAUGUUUGGUGUGGAUCGUUUCUACUUGGGCUAUCCGGGCAUUGGACUGCUGAAGUUCUGCACGUUGGGUGGCAUGUUCCUUGGCCAGUUGAUUGACAUAAUACUGAUAGCGCUGCAGGUGGUGGGACCUGCCGACGGAUCUGCCUAUGUUAUACCGUACUACGGAGCCGGCAUAAACAUUGUACGUAGUGACAAUACCACGUUCCGGUACUGCAAUCAGCUUUAUUGCAUGCAACAAUGAAUCACUCACAUGUGGGAUAAAAAAUAGAACAGCGAUCCGAAUUAGUGAUGAUAGAAGACGUUAGGUCAAUGCUAUAUACAUGGAAAGUAGCUUACUAUACAAAGCAACGACUGUUAAACUUAUGGUAGACAUAUUAUUAUUAAGUUUAGCUAUAUCAAUAGCCAAUAAGUUCAAAGAUUGUUGUAAAUUAAAUUUAAACUAAGUUAUCUAGUGUAUAAAACCCAUGUAAAUACGCACGUAAUCAAAUUGUUGCCAAUAGAACAAAGAAUUUUAAACAAUAA